CCCAUCUGCCACGUAAUGUUUGGCCUAUCUCUCGUCGUUCAGAAACAAAAGCAGUGUAACUAGGAGUCAACCUUCACCUCGUGCGCAAAGGUGUUGUCUCUCCGAAAUCUUUAAUUAUCUCCAACGCGACUUGCUACUGACACGUCGGCAGUUUCGGCUGCCAUGUGCCCGCGUUGCCGGGGAGGCUCCGAUGUCACACUGAUUGGACCUUAUCUUCGACCAUAUAACUCGUACCUCUGUACAAGCAGACAGAUUAGACGGGUGGCUGACGGUCUGUCAAGAUACCAUCCACUCACCAGAUGUCGCCUACUCUCGCCGCGACGUUGUUGCUUGCAGCGUGCAUUUCAACAGUUAAGCCAGACGACAAGCCCAAAUACAAAUGUGGCAACCCUAUCAUUUCACCUUUAUUACGGGAUGCCGAAGAUGAAGAAGCACCAAGUCUCCGCAUCGUUAUGGGGACUAACGCCAGGAGAGGCAGCUGGCCUUGGCAGGCUCUGCUCCGGUUUCGUUUAUCUCUGGACCCCACGCGGCCAGUGCUGACUUCUUCGGUGGCGUUGUGUGGUGGAACCCUAGUAAACAAGGACUGGAUUGUUACAGCAGCUCACUGCUUUGAUGAUCUACCCGGGGUAGAUAUAAACUUCAGAGACGAAAGAAGGUGGUAUGUGCAGCUUGGAAAAUAUAACAAAAACAUGCAAGAAUCAACAGAACAAACGUUCCAAGUUCAGAAAUUACUGGUCUAUCCCAAGUACAACAGAACUGUGAGGUACGAUGCAGACAUUGCGUUGUUAAAGCUCAACGAAUCGGCCGACAUGACGGAUUUCGUGCAGCCAAUAUGUCUCGGGAAAUUACCGCCAGGGCGUAGAGGCAGAGAGCUGUGCUAUAUCACUGGAUGGGGAGACACCGAAAACGGUAAGUAG
Messenger RNA from Lingula anatina, 917 nucleotides. Its product is annotated as chymotrypsin-like protease CTRL-1. Gene Ontology annotation, molecular function: serine-type endopeptidase activity. The record is from RefSeq and is a predicted model, not a curated record. Lineage: Eukaryota; Metazoa; Brachiopoda; Lingulata; Lingulida; Lingulidae. Gene Ontology annotation, biological process: proteolysis.